Biomphalaria glabrata is the source of this 4221-nucleotide messenger RNA. RefSeq lists its product as uncharacterized. The record is from RefSeq and is a predicted model, not a curated record. The transcript has 8 exons. Bases 74 to 1102 code for a protein of 342 amino acids. NCBI's taxonomy places the organism in Eukaryota, Metazoa, Mollusca, Gastropoda, Planorbidae.
UUUUGUUGUUAAUAAUAGUAUGCCCCGCCCCCUUUUUCUGUCGCGAGUCAAGAGUUACCUCCUGAUUUAAUCAAUGGAUAGUGCGUCGUUCGGGGGUACAAGAAGUUUGUCAACAUUAGAAAAGGAAAGUACAGAUCGAGAGCACGAAUCGUAUAAUAUGAUUUCAGAACCUGGGGAACCGGAGUCUCAUCCACCUUUAACUUUCGCAGACUUGGGAAUACCAACAAGUGAACAUGUGCAGGAUACCGUCAUUGGAAAGUCUCGCAGCUGCAGAGAUGUGACUUGGAAUGAAUGGCUUUAUAUUAUUUGUAUGUUGGUAUCCAUUCUAGUUGCUGCAGGUUUUACUAUUUACAGACUGACAAAAGUACAGCUGAAUGAUCCAGAUUUCACUUUUUGUUUGGUUUUAUUGUGGAAUGCUGUAUUCUGCGUAUGGUUUGUGUUGGAUGGAAUUCUGCGAGAGAGGCCUUCAGAAAUUUUUAUCCUAUCCAUUGCUACAGUCAUCAUCACUUGUUAUCUAAUUGUCAACUAUAUUGCUGGAACACAAAAUGAAAUCAAAUUAAGUAGAAUGAUAGCAGCCUGUGUACUGAGUCCCUUGUUGGUUUUAUUUGGUUUACGUAUAGCAUGGACAUAUCAUGUAUCCAAGAGACUCAUCUUCAGGGUGGUGGGGGCUAAUGAACACCUUCAGACACUGUACAGGAAUCUUCUCACGUUUCAGGAUUUCCUGAAAUUUGAUCUUCAGUUGGGUGGAAGUAUGGUUUUGUUCAUUGUUCUCUCAUUUGAUAAAUUAUUAGUCAGAGAAAUAGUGAUCCUUUCAGUUGGUGGCGCUGUUACAAUUAUCUGGUUUAUCCUUGGAUAUUUUGCUAUGCCAAAAGAAAACAAAAUCUUGGCUGUGAUAUUCUUCCUGUUUAGUCCAGCAGAGAUUGCUUACAUUUGCUAUAAGCUUUAUGAUGUUUCCUGCUAUAUAAACAGCCUAAAAGGUUUAGCAGGGGCAACAAUUGCUUGUGGAAUUAUAGCCCUUGUUGUGAGAUUCCUGGUAAUUGUUGGAGCUAUCCUUGUUGUAAAGGAAUUCAAGCAAGGACUCAAAGAAAAAUUGAACUCAUAGAUAAUAAAACAGAAAGACUUUAAACAUGAAGAGAAUUGCAAGAUCAUUUUUCCUUGCAAGAUUAAUGAAAAGAGAAGUAUUUGAGGUUCAUUUAUGAGUAGCAACCAUUGAGAAUGUGAGUGAUUAUUACAGGAUUAUCAUGGAUAGUAUCAAGGAUUUUGUGCAAGAAUUUUUCUAAACAUUUAUUUAUUAAAAAGAUUAUUUUUUAUUUCUGUGGACUUCAAAAACUACCUACUUCUACCUAAGAUGCAAAAUAAUGUGAAAGGAUUAAUGAUUCUUUGUUAUUGUUUUUUUAAAUUAAACAAGAUUGUACAAUUUUGAAGAGGUUUUAAUUGCCAAAUCUACAUUCACUCCCCUUCCCUCAUUAAAAAAUUAAUUUGCUUGAUACUUGCAUUUACCAAAGAUAGGGUAACAUUAUCAUAUUUUCAUGACUUCAGUAUCAUUUUUUUAAAAUAUUUUUUUGGCUAAUAUUGCUAUUUGAUAUAAAAUUUGGUAUAAAGUCACAAAACCAGUUUAGCCUUUCAAAAGUUGUGAGAUUUCAUUACAUUACUUUUUUUAAAACUUUAAAUUAAUUUACACAGAAUAAUUUAACCUAUAUGUGUUGUUGUUUUUUUAUAUAUAUAUUUUUUUAACUUAAACCAAUUUUAGAAAUAGAUCACUCUGUUUAAUUCUUUCUAUGCAGCUUUUUAGCUUUAAUCAAAACGCAACAUUUUACACCUUUUUUAAAUGUAUUUUUUUUAUACUAAAAUAUUUUUUUCACUUGAAAAGUAUAAACAUUUAUAGGGUCCAUACUGUUUUCUAUUAAUAGUUACAAUGAAAUGGUAUUUUGUAAAGUUUUUUUUUUUUUUAUUAAGCAUUAUUUACAAAGCCAUAUUAGGCUCAAAUUUAUUUUUUUUUUAAACUUUUUUGUUCUAUUAUAAGAGAGUCUGGGCUUUUUCUAUCAUGGCACCAGAGUAGGUUUAUUUGGCUCUCUUUUGUUGAGAAACAUUUCUCUGUGGCAAUGCUCAACUGAUAAAAGUAUUCAAAUGAAAACUGGUUUAUAACAUAUCUGGUUGUACUUUCGAGAUCAAUAAGUAUAAAAUUGAGCAACAUUGUACUUAAGUUUGACAAAUUAAUGGCAAUGUCUUCGAUUCCAAAGAUUAUGAAUGAGUGCAUUGUUUCUCAUGACUAUGCAAACCUAGUUGCGAACUGCAUAUUUUCCCGCAUUUUAUGCAGAGAAAGCUGCUGGCUGUCUAAGUUUUCUUUCUGUCUUCUGCGUCUGUCUUCAACAGCUUUUCUUUGAGUCUCAAAAGUUUGUCCCACAGCCUUUGCUUCUCCAGCUGUCCCUCUAAGUGGCCAUCUGCUGCCAGCUACUUUCCUCUAUGCCAGUGAGUGCAAAAUAGUGCCUGAGUGAUCCUUAUAGUGCUUAUGCGGGGCACCUCUGUUACAAAUUAAAUAUGCACUAAAUUCUCCAACAUUUAAAAAAUAAAAUACAUACUGUUGCAAUCAUUUAAAAAAAAAAAGAAAAAACAAAAGCUAGUAUUUCUUUUACAAAAAUUAAAUCCCUGUGCUCAAUUGAAAUUGUUAUUUAUUUUAAUUUAAAUUGUUAUUUAUUGGUUUUACUUCAUAAUCUAUUUGUUUAUGUCUGUGUGUAAAACACAAAUUGCAAAACCAACCAAAAACUAAGUCAUUUCUUUUUGGUUUCUGUUGUAUCAUAGAUAUAUUAUGAAUUACUUUUUUUUUUACAUUUCAUUUGUUAUAUCCCUAUUCUAUAGACUCAGAGCCAAUGCUCACUGUCUAGGUUCUAUUGAUAAUAUGUACAAAGUACAAGAACUUGGAACGUAGAGCCAGCUUUAACUUACAUAGUACAAAGUUAAAUAAUUCUUUUUAUUGAAUGUUUUUAAUGUAAAAGAAUUUUUGUCUGAGAUUAAUUCAGUUGAUCUAUUUAAAAAUUGUAGUACUGCAUUAUGAAUAUAUGAAAGUAAUAAAUUAGAUGCCUAGCAAUCCAUGUGCAGGUCUUGUUAAGUAAGCUCAUCCAUUUUUAUAUAAAAAAUAAUGAGCCUGUUAUUUGCUAGCACAUUAACCUAUCUUCUUGACAAGCCAACAAAUGUUAGAAGCCCAUUGGAACCUGGUAGCUCAGUGCUGUGAUAGAAUUUCCAAAUUCAAAACUCAUAACUUUGUCAGCCUUGCUUUACAUCAAUGGCCCUAAAUAAUCAAUUAAUAAUAACUUAGAAAUUUGAUGCUGCUGCAUUUGUCCUAUACCGUAGAAAAAUGUCCAUGAAUUAUGAAUGUCAUUAGCAUUGUGUGAAAUUUUCUCUCAUUUAUUAAUUGUUUCAAAUAUUAUCUAUUGGUGAUAAAUUCUUUUUUUUUUUUACUAAGUCAUAAUAUUCAUAUAAAUAUAUAUUUUAUUGGUUAAAUCAAGUUAUCUGGAGAUUAGUUUGUUGUCUGAAAGUUAAUUAUUGCUGUAUUUUAGUAGACAGCUUUUUUUUGUAUAGCUGUAUGCUUUUGUGUCAGGAGAAAAAACUGUAGUUCAGUUCAACCCAAUUUACUUAAGUACUCUUAUGUUAUUAAGAAUUACAAGUUGAAGUUUGUUCAUUAAUUUAUUUCCAUGUUUUGUUCAAAUUCACUGACAUUCCUAUAACAAUCGGUCUUUCUUUCUUUUUUUUUUUAAUGUAUUUUGUAUAUUCAUGUAUAAUAUAUAAUUAUAUAUUUAUAAAGAUUUAUUGAUUUAAUAUUUCAUCUGUCAUAUGUUUAUCAGGGGAUAAAGCAAUUAUAAGACCCACUCUUGAGGAAAGGAUGUUAUUUAUUCCUUUGUAACAAAAGAAGAAGUAUUUAUAAGAUAUUGUGUGAUAUUUUACUUCUACAUUGUUAAGAGUAAUAAAAUUUACAGUAAUUAAAAAAAAAAAAAAGUAAUUUUGAUUUCUUCCAGAAUUCUAGCAAUGUUUUUAUUUUGUCUUCAAGUGUAUUUACUUGUAUACAGCUGUUAGCUAUUAACUAUUAUUUCCACUUGCCUAAAUUAAUCCUAAUGUUUAUUUUACAUAUGCCUAAUUGUAUAUAUUUUUCUAAGCUUUACUAUCUGCAUUUCUAUUUAAUUUACUGCCAUAAUUGAUGAGAACAGAAUUAAAACUUUUGGAGCAAUA